Messenger RNA from Oryzias melastigma (Indian medaka), 6859 nucleotides. RefSeq names its product patatin-like phospholipase domain containing 8 (gene pnpla8). Gene Ontology annotation, biological process: arachidonate metabolic process. Gene Ontology annotation, cellular component: membrane. Bases 1228 to 3378 code for a protein of 716 amino acids. The record is from RefSeq and is a predicted model, not a curated record. The transcript is spliced from 10 exons. Lineage: Eukaryota; Metazoa; Chordata; Actinopteri; Beloniformes; Adrianichthyidae.
AGGAAAAUUAAGGGUAACAUUCAUGAAAAAAGUUAUGAUCAUUUGUAUUAUAAUAUACGGUUAAGGAUCUUGGUAAGGGAGACCCUAAAGGAAAAUUUCAAGGAAAAGAUACAGUAAAGGUUAAGAGAAAAGUUAAGGGUGAGGGAAAUUAAAACGUUAAAGAAAAAGUGAGAAAAAAGGGGGAAUAUGAAGGUCCAAUGAAAAUCUAAGGGGAAUCUUUAGGGAAAAGUGAAGGUAAUGGGCAAUUUUAAAAACAAAAGGUUAAUGGAAAAGUUAAGGAAGGUAGGGAAAAAUUAAGGGGAAUGUUAAGACAGAAGGUAAAGAGAAGUAAAGGAGAAGUUAAGGGUAUUAUUCAUGGGAAAAUGUAUGAUUAUUUCUAUUAUAUAGGCUAAGGAGAAUGUUAAGGGAAAUUUUAAAGGAAAAGUUAAGGGUUUUAUUAAAGGAAAAAGUUACAGUAAAUGUUAAUAGAAAAGUUACGAUAAAUGUGAAGGGGAAUAUUAAGGAAAUUAUUUUAAAAAAAAUAGUUGAGGAAAAAGUGACAGAAAAGGGGGAAUGUUAAGGUUCAAUGAGAGCUGGCUCUAAAAUUAUCUCCAUUUAGUAUUUACGUGGGAGCAACAACACAAGUGAUUUUUUUUUAAUUCAGGUGUCAAGGGGUUAAAUAGCCUUUUUUUUUGUUAAUCCCUGUACUACUUAGCAUGUUUACAGUAGAAGUGGGGUCAUCUGGAUGUUAGGGUGUUAGCUUGAAUAGCUGUCUCAUUUGGACUUUUUAGCGUCUACAGUUCCUUAAUCCAUUCAGUGUUUAAAGUUCUCUACAAAUAAAGUUACAGUGAAACCUCAACAGAAGUUUAAAAAUAUCAUUUAAAACAGCAUUAAUACCAUAAAUAGAGAAACGUCAAAUGUUUUCAAAUAAUUUAACCGGACAUUGUGUUAUGAAAGCUGUUUCUGGUGACAUCUAGUGGUGAAGGUGGAACAUUGCACUACACUAAAGCAUCCGAUGACGUCACUUCCGGUUAUCUUCCUGUUUAUCUUCCCCACCAGCCGUUUCAUACGGGUCUGCAUUGAAUGAAAUAUUUCAAGUUGUUCUAAAACUGAACUUCCAUCUCCCUUCAAAAUGCUGCUAAAGCUAUAGCUAACGGUGGCCAUGUUUGCCAAAAUGGACGUUUCUUUACACAAACUUUAAGGCUUCCGCCGUUUCUCCUCUGGCGCUCUUUCUGAAUCUGCGGACGCAUGUCGCGGCUCCGGAUCACCCUCGACAGCGUGACCAAGGCGGUCGGCAGCACGGAGCUCGCCUCCAAGUUCUCCAGGUUCAAACCCGGCAGUCACGCGUCUGACGGCGCCCGGGCAGACAAACGUCCAACCAGCACGGGGAAGGUGAACACGGCAGCUGUGUCGCCGCCUCAAGACCCAACGGAGGACGAAGGCGGGAAGACGACAACGGCGGAGGAUUCGUCAGAUAAGCAGCGAGCUCCGGAAACGCCUUUUGUUGCCACGAAGACCUCCACGCCACACGCCGCUCAGGAGGCGAAUCCUUCCACUCUGAGUUCUUCAUCAGCGACCACCAAGCAGCUUUUCCACCCCGCCGCUUUGACCGCCAACAUGGAUGAAACCUACAAGUCGCUGUCUCACCACAUCAACAGCUAUUUUGGCACAGAGGACGGAGAGAACAGGCAGCGGCACGGUUCCGACGCCGUUCCUCACGUCACGCCAUCUAGAACCGAUCACACUCCGGUUUUGUCUCCGGUGUCAGACACAAAGGGUCCGGUUUCUCCCGACCCACCUUCGCCACCAGAAAAGCUCCAUCCUACUGCCGUUGAGGCCGAAAAGUCCGUCCCCGCCCUCGUCACGCCGCCGAGAAAGGGCUUCACUCAGUAUCUGUCCUACCCGCGCCCCAGCGUCCAGGCCUUCGUGGGCAGCUACAUCGCUCCGCUGGUCCCCAAAUUUCGCGGCGAGUCCAAAAAGACGGAUGCGCUUUCAGCGGCGGCGGUAGUGGAAGAGCCCGCCGUGGACAAGGCGUUGGAGAAGACCGAGAGCGAACAGGAGAAAGCAGAGAGGGCCAAACAGCUGCUGCUGAGUCAGCGGGAGAAGAUAAUCGCCAGAGUGAGUUUGGACAACAGGACCCGAGCUCUGGUGAAAGGCCUGCAGAGGGUCAGCGACGUGAAGCUCCUCACCACCCGAGUGGAGGAGCUCAGCUUCCACCUGCUGGAGUUUCCAGAGACCCGAGCCGUGGCCAUCAAAGAGAGCUUGCUUCCGUGUCUGCUGCGUCUGCGGCAGGCCAGCGACCUUCCUCUGAAGGCUGCCGUGAGGGAGGCGCUGGCCGCGCUUGGCUACAGCGAUCCGGUCAAAGGCAGAGGAAUACGAGUGCUGUCUAUUGACGGUGGAGGAACACGAGGACUGUUGGCUCUCCAGACACUCCAUAAGUUGGAACAUCUCACUGGAAAAAGAAUCCACCAGCUCUUUGACUACAUCUGUGGUGUCAGCACAGGCGCCAUCCUGGCGUUCAUGCUGGGCAUUUUCCAGAUCCCGCUGGACGAGUGCGAGGACUUGUACCGGAAGCUAGGCUCCGACAUUUUCAAGCAGAACGUCAUCGUGGGAACGGUGAAGAUGGGCUGGAGCCACGCCUUCUACGACAGUGAAAUGUGGGAAAGUAUCCUCAAAGAGCGGCUCGGUGAGGUGCGCAUGAUUGAGAGCGCGAGGGAUCCCAACAGUCCUAAAGUGGCAGCAGUGAGCACAAUUGUAAACAGAGGUCUGCCUCUGAAGGCCUACGUGUUCAGGAACUACCGGCUCAUGCCUGGGGUGCGAUCCCACUACCUUGGAGACUGCAAACACAAGCUGUGGCAGGCCAUCCGCGCCUCGUCCGCCGCCCCCGGAUACUUCCAGGAAUUUGUUCUCGGAAAAGACCUUCAUCAGGAUGGGGGGCUUCUCAUCAACAACCCCACGGCUCUGGCGAUUCACGAGUGUAAGUGUCUGUGGCCAAACACGCCCCUGCAGUGCGUGGUGUCGCUGGGCACCGGGCGGUACGAGACGCUGGGCAAGAACAGCACCACCUACACCAGCCUGAAGACCAAGAUCUCUCAUGUCAUCAGCAGCGCCACAGACACCGAAGAGGUCCACACCAUGCUGGACGCCCUCCUAUCCCCUGACACGUACUUCCGCUUCAACCCCUACAUGAGCGAGGACAUCCCGCUGAACGAGAGCCGGGAGGAGAAGCUCAACUUCCUGAAGAGCGAAGGAGAGCGCUACCUGCAGUGCAACGAGGCCAAGCUGAAGAAGGCGGCCAGCGUGCUGGGCCAGGAGAAAGGAGCUAUCCAGAGACUGGCCGAGUGGGCCAAACUCAAAUCCGACAUGUACGAGGGAAUUUCCUUCAGGUCCAAACUGUAGUUAGAAACCCGGAAAUCUUGAGUUCUGAAGAGGUUGGGCCAGGGGUCUGCAACCCUUUCUCACCGACAACCCAGUAGGAGCCACAAAGUCUGACUUCACCUUUUAGAAAAAUACAGAUUUAUAUUUAUGUUAUUUUUACUAGUCUGAUAAAUAUAAUUAGCUAUUAGUUUUUAUGGUCAUAAGUUACACAAACGGAACCUUUUUUUUUUCAAAAUAUGACAUAGUUGAUAACUUUUCACAAUACUUUCUUUCUAAAAUAAGACCAUCUUUUGUAACAUAGGAUAAUCUCAAUGCAGCAAAUUUUAUAGUGUGAUGUCAGCAGUGAUAAAAAAAAAAAAAAAAACACAUUAUUUUGUGGUGCAUCACUACAGAGCCCCUAAAGGAACGUACAAGUAAAAAAAAAAAGUUGAAGCCAUUUUUUUCUCGUUAGUAACAAGUGUAAGUGGUGCAUACCAGAUAGUAACUGGUGCACACCAGAUAGUAACCAGAAAAAAAGGUUUUUCACUUAAAUAAAAAAAAAAUUCUGGUUAAUAAUUGGUGUAACUGAUCUGCACCAGAUAGUAACUGAUGCGCAACACAUAGUAACUGGUGCGCACCAGAUUGUAAUUGGCACACAUCAGAUAGUAAGUAAAAGGCACCAGAUAAUAACUGGCACGCACCAGAUAAUACCUGGCUUGCAACAGAUAGUAACGAAUGCGCACCAGAUAGUAACUGGCGCGCAACAGAUAGUAACUGGCGCGCAACAGAUAGUAACGGAUGCGCACCAGAUAGUAACUGGCGCGCAACAGAUAGUAACGGAUGCGCAACAGAUAGUAACGGAUGCGCAACAGAUAGUAACUGAUGCGUAAAACAUAGUAACUGGUGUGCACCAGAUUGUAAUUGGCACACACCAGAUAGUAAGUAACAGGCACCAGGUAAUAACUGGCACGCACCAGAUAAUACCUGGCUUGCAACAGAUAGUAACGGAUGCGCACCAGAUAGUAACUGGCGCGCAACAGAUAGUUACGGAUGCGCAUCAGAUAGUAACUGGCGCGCAACAGAUAGUAACGGAUGCGCACCAGAUAGUAACUGGCGCGCAACAGAUAGUAACGGAUGCGCACCAGAUUGUAACAGAUGCGCACCAGAUAGUGAAUGGCGUGCAACAGAUAGUAAUUGAUGCGAACCAGAUAGCAACUGGUGUGCAAUAGAUAACUAAUGUGCACACCAGUUAGUUAGUAAGACACACCACAUAGUAACUGGUGCGCAACAGAUAAGAACUUGCGCAUCAGGUACCAACUCGAGCGCGCCAGAUAGUUACUCGGGCAUAACAGAUAAUAACCAGGACAAAAGAGUUUUUAUCUUAAUUUAAAAGAAAAAAAAGGUUAAUAAUUUGUGCGCACCAGUUACUAACCAGAAAAAAUAUAUAUUUUUUUCAUUUUUUUUUUCCUCAUUGUACCUUUAGGGCUUCUGUACAUCACAGCCAGAAAUUUAAAAUGUUUCCAACUAAAAUUAAAUUAGAUCUAAUAAAGUAACCCUUACCGUUUUUUUUUUACAUAACUGAAUUAGUUUUUUAGCUUAAAUUGUGAUACAUUAUGAUGACAUUACAGUUACGGUUAAAAUGACAAACUUUAUUUUCUAACCAUAGAGCCACACAGGUUGCAAACCCCUGGUUUAAUCCAAAGCGGAAUGUUUCCAGGGUUAAAUCCUUAUUUUUCAUACAAAAAAGUGCUGUUGUAACGUAAACUUUAUAUAAAGGAAAACUGGUACUACUUGGGAUCUCACGAUACAUUUCGUUGUGCUAACAUCCCCUUUAGAAAACCCCAAAUUUAGUUGGAAUGUUCCAUUUUGUAGAAAUUCAGUGGUACAGCUCCAGAAAUUGAACAUUUUCAGUCUAAAAAUGAGUUGAAAAUUACCACAAAAGCUAAGAUUUAUCUGAGAAACGUUGGGUAGUUGGGCGAGAUCGUGCCUAAAAUUGGUGCCAAUGGACAAAUCGAUCCGUGAAUGGGGAUUAGUAAGUGUGAAAAUGCCACUGAAGGGUUUUUUUUGGGUGGUGUGAGCUGGAUGUUGUGGAGCACUAUUUAAGCCUCAGACUGGUUAGCUGAUUGAUUAUUUAAAGAAACGGGCUGUAAUUGGGAGUGACUAGAACCAGCUGCUAUGUACAGAAGUGUUGAUUCAUGACAUUAAACGAGAGCUAGGGUUCUAAAUCCAGCGCUGGGUUUGGACCCCGACGGACAUUUCAACUCGACCUCAGGAAUUUGUGCUACCUUGUAGGGAAAUAAAAGACGAGCAUGCUUUUUCUUUUAAUAUAUUUAUGAUUUUUAUGACCAUACAGUGUUAUGAAAUGUGUUCCUUGUGGAACAGCAUGUGUUUACGAUGGUCAUAGAAAUCAAACUCAAUUUAUUUCAAAUGAAUUUAGAACACUUAUGGCACAAAUGAACAAUUUAGCUAACAUAUGGUGUUAGAUUUAUGUCAUAAGUCAAUGUGACGGUGAAUCAAACUCCGCCCGUGGAUUGAACGAGGAGAACUUCGGGGGUCUGAAUUGUGGAACGCUCAAUCUCUGUGGAGUUUGAUACACACUUAUAGAGACUUUUGACAUGAACGUAACGCCAUACUAAUAAAGUUCAAAACCCCCUGAAAAUGUUUAUUUUAAUUAAAAAAAAAAGCUAAUAUAAAGAUGAAAAUCUAGUAAGGAUUUUGUAUAAACAAUUGAUGUGUGAAUCUUUCUAUGAAACUGUAUUCAAGGUAAUUUAGAGAUUAAGAUAAAACAAAAAUGUACGUUGGACGAUACCCAACAUCGCAGCAAAAAAUAAAAAUAACUGUGUAAAAACAAAAAAGAGAAUCUCUCUGAAUAAAAACAAAAGGCGGUUGCAAAUAAAACAAACAUUGCUGCAAAUAAAAAAGUCACAUUGGAAGUGGAACAUUUUUGUUUUUUACUUUUAUUAUUUUUUAUUUGCUGCAGCUUUUGCUUUUUUUUUUUUUUGGAGCAUUUAUUUUAUUUGCUGCACGGUUUGUUUUAUAUGCAGCAGCUUUUUUUAUUUACAGCAGUGUUUUCUUUUAUUUUGUUGCAGCUUUUCUUUUGUUCACAACAGUUUCCUUUAUUUGCAGCGUUGCUUUUUUUGUUCGUACAUUAUAUUUUUUUGUCGGCCACUAUCAAAAUGUAACUGAAAAUGCACAGCAGAUAUUACUGCCCACUUGUCAAAUUGUACAUAAAAAAAAAGAAAUUGCACUCUGUAUUGAAUUAACCUGUAAUUGAUGGAAAAUGUAAAUAUUGUUUUUAAAAAGAUAAAGUUUAGGGUAAAAUCUGUCCAUGUUAGGUUGUGAUUUUCACUGCCUGCCCAAUACCUGUCACAAAUAAGUUGUAUCUAGAUUCACUAAUUUCCUUUUUUCAUCACCUGAACUCACUUUGUAUCCUAACAAUCUCAGAUGCUGGGAUUGUUCUCUUUCCAAUUGUUCAAAAUAACUUGAAAUGACCCCAAAUGUCAUUAAAGAAAACUGGAUCUAA